GCCUUACAGAGUAUUUCUUUUUCAGAUGGGGUCAGUGACCCCCAUUUGAAAGCUGGAAAGAGUCAGAAGAAGGUCACUAAUUAAAAAAACUAAAAAAAAUAAUAAUGAAGACCCCCUCCCCCAUUCCAAAGUUGGAAAGACUUAGAAAAAGAAGUCCAAUAAUUAAAAGAAAAAAAAACUAUAAAAAAAAAUACAAUUAAGACCAAUUGAAAAGUUCUACAGUUGAAUGACCCCCUUUAAAGGGUAAGUAAAGGCUAGUGAUGACAAUAUGACAGUGCCUGGGGGAGGGGUCUAUACUGUAACGACACUGGUUGGUGUGAGCAACGAAAAGUAAUAAAUAGGCAAGUUCCUCUCUGAGCAAGAGGUUCUGCAGCUGCCUGAGCCGCUUCUUCUGCAUCUUCUUCCGGGCUGUGGGGUUCAGCGAAGAGAAGUAGUUGAAGCGGCUCCGCUCCUUCUCAUAUAUGACUGACUGACCCUCAGCUGCAGCAGCCGGACACAGGAGAAAGGCGUGGCCUUCGAAAGAGUCCGCUAAUGAACGCCCACAUGACCGGAAGCAGCGUGGUAACCUGUACAUACAGCGACCGGAAGAGUUUACAGCAGCGGGCUAAAACUGGGCUAGUGAUGAACGUGAUGGGGGUGCUGCUUCUCAGUCUGGCUAUGAACACCUGGGCCUCCAGCAUCUUCCAGCUCGGGACCUUUCCUGAUUGGGUUCCGUCCCAUGAUCACAACGGGACAAACCUGAUAUCGGGAGCUCAGAACACGACUGCAGGAAGAUAAGAGCCGGAACUUGAUACCCAGGAGCAACUGUCGGCUGCUGAGUGGGGGGGGGGGGGUACAGAACCGGCACCAAAGCUGCAGAGUAAAGAACAGGCAACUAGUCGCAGAGUGGCCCCCAGGUAUCUCUAUUUGCUCAAUACAAACAGCUGCUGAAUCUAAUCAGCUUGAUCUGAACCUUCUACUGAAUUGUGUCCUAUAAAUAAUACAGAAUUAUUAUAUGAUCUUCUAUAGAAUAAUAAUGUGAUUCUUCAUGGGCUCGGCCCCCACAACUCACUAACCAGCCCUUUCCUUUAUAUGACUCCGACCUCUGCUGCUCCCCCAGCUCCCACCUCAAAAGGGGUCAGACGACCUCCGAUUUGUUACCCGCGGGAUUAUGUUGUUGAGGCGAUACGUGGCAGGACCACCCCCACCUUUCACUUUUGUCAUUAUUAGUAAUUAGGUAUGGGAUCUGUUAUCCGGAAACCCGUUAUCCCGAAGCUUCCAAAUUACAGAAUGGACAUUUCUCAGACUUCAUUAUAAACAAAUCCACAUUUUUCAAACUGAUUUCCUUUUUCUGUGUAAUAAUAAAACAGUCGCUUGUACUUGAUCCCAACUAAGAUAUAAUUAAUCCUUAUUGGAAGCAAA
Xenopus laevis (African clawed frog) is the source of this 1401-nucleotide messenger RNA. RefSeq names its product solute carrier family 13 member 3-like. The coding region runs from base 532 to 777 and encodes 81 amino acids. The transcript is spliced from 2 exons. NCBI's taxonomy places the organism in Eukaryota, Metazoa, Chordata, Amphibia, Anura, Pipidae. The record is from RefSeq and is a predicted model, not a curated record.